AGCAUACAACAAGAUGACGACGAUUAUCAGUGCCAGUAACUACAUGGUACCCAAUGACACACUGCACGUGGAGGGAAAUAUACCAAGGAGAGCCAAAAUUAUUCAGGUGGCUCUGGGCUCUGACUGGUAUCACCUGUCUAUGUGUAUCGAGGUGCGUUUUGAUGACAACGUCAUUACGUUCAACAACAGAGUAGCGGGACGCUGGGGUGAAGCUGUCAAAGAGCCCAACCCUUUCAAACCCGGCGAAGAAUUUAAGGUGAAGGUGUUUUACACAAAGACUAACUUCGAGGUGACGAUGGGCGAUGGAGAGGGCGAGAAGAAGUUCAACUUCCACAACCGCAGCAAGACGCGCUUCACAGAGAAGAUCUUCGUACGCCAUGACCUAGAGCUGACGCGCCUCUAUGUCGAGUGGCACAAGCCCUCGCACGACAAACUCAAACUCGACAAGCACACACGUGAGAAGUACACUCACACACUGUAGCACACACACACAAACGCACGCACACAC
Engraulis encrasicolus (European anchovy) is the source of this 508-nucleotide messenger RNA. Its product is annotated as 32 kDa beta-galactoside-binding lectin lec-3-like. Gene Ontology annotation, molecular function: carbohydrate binding. The record is from RefSeq and is a predicted model, not a curated record. The transcript is spliced from 4 exons. The coding region runs from base 14 to 481 and encodes 155 amino acids. NCBI's taxonomy places the organism in Eukaryota, Metazoa, Chordata, Actinopteri, Clupeiformes, Engraulidae.